GCGAGGCAAAUCAUACUCAGAUGAGGCAGGGAGAGGGGAUCGUGGACGUUCAACGUUCAAAGAGGAUGAAUCUAUACCUGCCAUGUUCCGCGCUCGCCUAGCAGAUUAUUUUAGAAGCGGUUAUGAUCGUGGUCACAUGGUGCCAGCUGCGGACGCGAAGUCUUCUCAGUCGGCGAUGGACGAAACGUUCCUAUUGACUAACAUUGCCCCUCAAGUCGGUGAUGGAUUCAAUCGUCAUUAUUGGGCAUACUUGGAAGACUGGUGUCGUAGACUCACUAGUUCAUUCUCAGAAGUAUACGUCUUCACCAUUCCACUUUACCUUCCCAAAAAACAUCCCGACGGGAAAUGGAAGAUUACUCACGAAAUGAUAGGGGAAAUGGCUAACGUUGGCGUUCCAACACACUUCAGUAAGGUGGUCCUCGCGGCAAAACCAUCGUCGCCUUCCACUCCACACAUCGCGGAGUUGUGUCUAGGCGCAUUUGUGCUACCAAACACAGAAAUUCCUGAUGAAGCACCUUUGGAGUCGUUCAUGAUACCAGUCGACGCUGUGGAAAGAGCAUCAGGAUUGGUGCUUCUCCCAGAUUCUGUGAAAUCCAGUGCAAAAAACAUUUGCAGGACAACGUCAUGCCAAUUAAUAAUUCGACGGUUUGACGAUGCCAAGAGGCACGUAAAAGCAAUCUCUGCCCCAAAUGUUUCAUAAUAUCUAUUGGCAGUACGUUAUACUCUCGGCAGUAAUGAAUCAAUAUGCGUCCAGUAAGCCGGGUUAACAUGGUCCUGAACCUCCUCCUUCGCGAGCCAUGCGAAAUCCUCAAAUGAAUUGGAAUGAAUCUCAGGUUUUCCACCAAGGAUUCGUGCUUUGAAGAAAAAAGUCU
Molecule: messenger RNA, 872 nt
Organism: Cantharellus anzutake
Lineage: Eukaryota; Fungi; Basidiomycota; Agaricomycetes; Cantharellales; Hydnaceae
Exons: 6
Coding region: 83-700 (205 amino acids)
Biological process (GO): apoptotic DNA fragmentation
Cellular component (GO): nucleus; mitochondrial inner membrane
Molecular function (GO): nucleic acid binding; RNA endonuclease activity; single-stranded DNA endonuclease activity
Source: RefSeq, a predicted model, not a curated record